AUGUGUGCUAAAGGUGGUUUCAAUUUGACAAAAUUUGUGUCUAAUAAUAAUGAAGUUUUACAAGCUGUUGAUGAGAAUGAUCGCUCGACAAAGUUCAAGAAUUUAGAUCUUGGAAGUAACCCAAUACCAGUUGAAAGAGCACUGGGUGUUCAAUGGUGUAUUGUGGAUGACAGUUUCACUUUUCGUAUUACUUUGAAAGAUCGUCCUUUCACAAGGCGUGGAAUUCUGUCAACAGUAUGUUCAAUCUAUGAUCCGUUCGGAUUUAUUGCUCCUGUUGUCUUAGAAGGAAAACGCAUUCUUCAGGAGUUGUGUCGUGAUAAGUGCAAAUGGGAUGAACCCGUUCCAGAUAAUUUGAAACCAAGAUGGGAGCGAUGGAGAAAUGAUCUUCAUCAUCUUGCCGAAUUAAAAAUUCGACGAUGUUUCAAGCCAAGUAAUUUUGGUGAAAUCAAGGAAACUGAAUUACAUCACUUUAGUGAUGCCUCGACUCGUGGAUAUGGCCAGUGCACCUAUUUAAGACUGACCAAUCAGAAAAAUCAAAUUCAUUGUUCAUUCGUGAUGGGAAAGUCUAGAGUAGCACCAUUGAAACCUAUCACGAUACCUCGAUUGGAAUUGACUGCGGCACUUGUAUCUGUUCGGGUUGGAGUCAUGUUGAGACAAGAAUUGAAUUUUGUCAACAUCAAGGAAACAUAUUGGACAGACAGUAAAGUUGUUCUUGGUUAUGUUUCAAAUGAUUCUCGUCGAUUUCACAUAUAUGUGGCAAACCGUGUUCAAGAGAUUCGUGAUCAUAGUGAGCCAAAUCAAUGGUUUUAUGUGGAUACAAAGAACAACCCAGCUGAUGAUGCCUCAAGAGGUUUGUGUCCAAAAGAUCUACUGACCAAACAUGAUCGAUAUCUAAAGGGACCUGAUUUUCUGUGGAAACCACUUACAGUGGAAAAAGAGUUUUCACAUGAAUUCGAAGAGCUUGAUGCUUCGGAUCCAGAAAUACGUAAUUCUGUGACAUUUUUGACUGAAGUAAAAGAGCAAUCCUUCCCAAGUCUUUUGGAGAGAUUGUCAAUGUUUUCAAGUUUAUACAAAGCUCAGAGAUUUGUUGUCAUUUUAUGCCGAUGGCUGAAAAUUCUUCAAAAUCGUAGAAACAAGAAUUUGACUUCAUCUUUUGAUUCAAUAACUGUACAAGAGAUGGAAGAUGCUAAGAAGAUAAUUUUAAAACUUAUGCAGUGUCAAGUGUAUCCAGAUGAAAUCGAAAUAUUGAACAAACCUAAGAAAUUCGAUACUGUAAAGAAAUCUUCAUCAUUAUUCAAGCUUGAUCCAUGUAUAAGAUCUGAUGGAUUGUUGAGAAUUGGGGGAAGAUUGAAAGAUUCAAGUUUGCCUGAAGAAUUGAAGCAUCCUGUCAUAUUGCCCAAGUCUCAUCAUAUUACAACUCUGAUAAUCAAGCAUUAUCAUGAAGUCGUGAAACAUCAAGGACGUGGAAUUACACUCAAUGAAAUAAGAUCUGCUGGAUUUUGGAUAGUUUCUGGCAUUGCUGCUGUCUCAAGUUUCAUACAUCACUGCACAAAAUGUAGGAGACUUAGAGGAACAUUUCAAGAACAGAAAAUGGCUGAUUUACCAAAAGACAGAAUGAAUGAUAGUCCAUGUUUUUCAUUUUGUGCUACAGAUUUAUUUGGCCCCUUCAUUAUCAAAGAAAGGAGAAAAGAACUCAAGAGAUAUGGAGUUUUAUUUACAUGUAUGGCAUCGCGUGCUGUUCGUGUUGAAAUCGCCCCAAGUUUAGAAACCGACAGCUUUAUAAAUGCUCUAAGAAGAUUUAUUUGCAGAAAUGGGCCAAUCAGACAACUGAGAUGUGACCGUGGAACCAACAUGGUUGGUGCAUCAAGAGAAUUAAAAGAGGGUCUACAGGAAAUGAAUCAUUCUAAAAUUCAAGAAGUUUACUUCGAGAAAAUUGUGAUUAUUUUCCAUUCAAGUUCAAUGUCAGCGCUGCAAGUUAUCAGGGAGGUGUUUGGGAACGUCAAAUUCGUAGUAUUUAGAGCAGUUCUUUCAUCCAUCCUGGAAAAGAAUGGAAGGCAACUAGAUGAGGAUUCUCUUCGCACUCUGAUGGCAGAGGCUGAAGCAGUUGUCAAUGGACGUCCUCUAGUUGUGGAUAAUUUUGUCAUGUCCUGA
Messenger RNA from Styela clava, 2151 nucleotides. NCBI's taxonomy places the organism in Eukaryota, Metazoa, Chordata, Ascidiacea, Stolidobranchia, Styelidae. The record is from RefSeq and is a predicted model, not a curated record.